UUGUUUCUUAUUUGUUUGUUUGUCUUAGUCACCACUCUCGAGGAGAUGGGACAGACAGUUACCACUCCGCUCAGUUUGACCCUUUCACAUUGGCCACAGGUUCAGGAGUAUGCUCGUAACCGGACUGUCGAUGUGCGCAAGAAGGAAUGGAUCACCUUUUGCUCUUCCGAGUGGCCAGCCUUAAAUGUUGGCAGGCCCCGGGAUGGCACCUUUAACUCUCAAAUUAUCUUCCAGGUAAAAGAGAAAGUGAUGGAUCCUGGGCCCCACGGCCGUCCGGACCAAGUGCCCUACAUAGUCACCUGGGAAGCAUUAGUUCGUAACCCUCCUACCUGGGUGCGCCCCUUUGUGCACCCCGGAGGGUCCCCCUCUCCCUCUUCCCUAACCCCCGCCAAUUCCAAACCAUCCAAAGAGAAAAAAGGAGACCCCAAAGUCCUCCCUCCAGACGACGGUCUCCUGUUGGAUUUACUGACAGAGGAACCUCCACCGUACCAGGCUCCUCCGGCAGGUCAACCGGCAGCAGCUGAGGCCGCGGCAGCAGCUGAGGCCCAACCGGCGCCUCCCACUGACCCGGAGCCCUCACCUAUGUACUGGCCGUUUUCUGCCUCUGAUCUUUAUAACUGGAAAAAUAAUAACCCCUCCUUUUCAGCAGAUCCUGUGAGACUGACUGAUUUAUUGGAGUCGGUUCUUACUACCCACCAGCCCACCUGGGAUGAUUGCCAACAGCUUUUACAGGUCCUCCUCACUUCGGAGGAAAAACAGAGGGUCCUUCUUGAAGCCCGGAAGAAUGUUCCCGGGGCAAAUGGACAACCUACGCAGCUUCCAAAUGAAAUUGAUGCUGCUUUCCCCCUCGACCGCCCAGACUGGGAUUUCACCACUGAGGCAGGUAGGACCCACCUGCGUCUUUAUCGCCAGCUGCUUGUAGCAGGUCUCCGAGGGGCCGGUAAAAGGCCCACCAAUUUGGCCCAGGUAAGACAGAUAGUUCAGAAGGCAGAGGAGUCACCAGCCGCAUUUUAAGAGAGACUUAAGGAGGCUUACAGAAUGUAUACUCCAUAUGACCCUGAGGACCCCGGGCAAGCUACUAGCCUGACCAUGUCCUUCAUUUGGCAGUCGGCGGCUGACAUCAGAAACAAGUUGCAGCUGCUAGAGAAUUUACAGGGUUAUACAUUACCAGAUGUAUUAAAAGAGGCGGAGCGCAUCUUUAACAAGAGAGAAACACAGGAAGAAAGGGAAGAGAGAUGGAGAAAAGAGGACCAAGAAAGGGCAGAACGUCAGAGAAAGGAAAUGGAAGAAAGGGAGAGAGAGAGGGACGAGAAGCGUAAUAGAGAAAUGACCAAACUGCUGGCCACAGUAGUCGCAGAGCAGAGACAGGAUAGGCAGAGAGAGGGACAAAGGGGGCCCCGCCUAGAGAGAGACCAGUGUGCAUAUUGCAAGGAGAAAGGACACUGGGCUAGAGAAUGCCCCAAGAACAAGAAGCAAAGAAGGACAUUUCAAAAGCCCAAACCCCGUUCUCAAACCUCUGACCUCCUGAGCCUCGAAGAUUAGGGAGGUCAGGGCCAGGAGCCCCCUGAGCCCCGGAUAACCAUACCAGUAGGGGGGCGCCCGGUCACCUUCCUGGUCGACACGGGGGCUCAACACUCUGUUCUAAAUCGGUCACCCGGCCCCCUGAGCCGCCGCACUGCCUGGGUACAAGGGGCUACCGGUGGGAAGCAAUAUCGAUGGACCACAGACCGCCAGCUCCACCUAGCGACCGGUAAGGUGAUGCACUCCUUUUUACAUGUUCCUGACUGCCCAUACCCCCUCCUGGGUCGAGACCUCCUAACGAAGUUAAAGGCUCAAGUACAUUUCGAGAAAGCCAACAUAAGAGUCACGGGGCCAGAAGGGGCCCCACUCACGGUACUGACUAUAGCCUUAGAAGAGGAAUAUAGAAUACAUGAGCCCAAGGAUGACUCCUUUAAGGUCGAGGACCGCUGGCUGACUGACUUUCCCUAGUCCUGGGCAGAGACUGGAGGAAUGGGACUAGCCCUCCAGCAGGCUCCCAUCAUAGUCCAUUUAAAGGCAUCUGCUCUCCCGGCCUCAAUUAAACAAUAUCCCAUGUCCCGGGAGGCCCGCGAUGGGAUCAAACCCCACAUUAGGAGGCUACUGGAGCAGGGCAUUCUAACUCCCUGCCGGUCCCCCUGGAACACUCCCUUGUUGCCAGUCAAGAAGCCCGGAACCAAUGACUAUAGGCCGGUCCAGGACCUCCGGGAAGUCAAUAAGCGGGUUGAGGACAUACACCCCACGGUCCCCAAUCCCUAUAACCUCCUGAGUGGACUGCCACCCGACUAUGUUUGGUACUCAGUCCUGGAUUUAAAGGAUGCUUUCUUCUGCCUACGGUUACACAAAGACAGUCAGCCACUGUUUGCCUUUGAAUGGCAGGAUGCAGACCUGGGAAUCUCGGCACAACUUACAUGGACUAGGUUGCCCCAAGGGUUCAAAAGUAGCCCCACCCUCUUUGAUGAGGCCUUACAUCAGGACUUGGCCGGAUUUAGAGUCUACCACCCUGAGGUCAUCCUCUUACAAUAUGUGGAUGACAUCCUGAUAGCCACCAAAACAGAGGAGGAAUGCCUGAGGGGGACAGAAGCUCUCUUAAAGACUUUAGGAGACUUGGGGUAUAGGGCCUCUGCCAAAAAGGCCCAAAUCUGUCGGACCCAGGUCACCUACCUGGGGUACAAAAUCCAGGAUGGAAAACGUUGGCUAACAGAAGCCCGCAAACAGGCCAUACUCAACAUCCCUCCUCCCAAGACCCGAAAAUUGCGGGAAUUCUUGGGAACAGCAGGUUUCUGUAGACUGUGGAUCCCCGGGUUUGCAGAAAUGGCAGCACCCCUGUACCCCCUCACCAAGACGGGGGCUACCUUUGACUGGGGGGAGAGCCAGGAACAAGCCUUCAUGAACAUCAAGAAGGCUCUGCUCUGCUCCCCAGCUCUGGGGUUACCUGACCUGACUAAACCCUUUGACUUAUUCGUGGCUGAGUAAGAGGGUUAUGCGAAGGGGGUCCUAACUCAAAAACUUGGGCCCUGGAGACGACCGGUUGCCUACCUAUCUAAGAGAUUAGACCCCGUAGUGUCAGGAUGGCCCCCAUGUCUCCGCAUGAUCGCCGCCACCACAGUUCUCAUAAAGGACUCUCACAAAUUGACUUUGGGGCAGCCUUUGACCAUAUGCCCCCAUGCUAUGGAGGCGGUCAUCAGACAGCCACCGGGCCGCUGGCUCACCAAUGCCAGGAUGACUCAUUACCAGACUCUGUUGCUGGACAAGGAUAGAAUUCACUUCGGGGCUCCGGUGACCCUGAACCCCGCCUCGCUACUUCCCCUCCCCGGGGAAGCAGAGACUCAUGACUGCUUGCAGGUCCUGGCUGAGGUCCAUGGGACGAGAGCUGACCUCACGGAUCAACCCCUUCCCAACCCUGACCUUGUCUGGUUCACGGACGGAAGCAGCUUUGUACAUCAAGGGGAGCGGAAAGCCGGUGCUGCAGUGACAACUGAGUCAGAAACAAUUUGGGCCGAGGCCCUGCAGCCGGGAACAUCGGCCCAACGAGCAGAACUGAUUGCUUUAACACAGGCCCUGAGACUGGCAGAAGGUAAGAAACUCACUGUCUACACAGACAGCCGCUAUGCUUUUGCCACCGCUCACAUCCAUGGUGAAAUUUAUAGGCGAAGGGGGCUAUUGACCUCAGAGGGCAGAGACAUUAAAAACAAAAAGGAAAUCCUGGCCCUCUUAGAGGCUCUGCACCUCCCAACCGCCCUCAGUAUCAUACAUUGCCCAGGGCAUCAGAAAGGCGACAGCCCCGUUGCCCGGGGAAACCGGAGGGCAGACCUGGCCGCCCGGGAGGCUGCCCUGACCUUGGAAAGCAGCAGUCACCUCCUCCAGGCGGCUGUAGUCCCUGUAACUAAUGAGGCUUCCGAGAAGACCUCCCCGUCAUGGGACUAUGAAAUAAAAGACAUCAAAGCCAUGAAAAGACUGGGGGCGACCCGAGUACAUGAUGGUCUCUGGACCUAUCAAGGAAAAACUGUCCUUCCCAGCCUAAUGACUAGAUAUUUGGUUGAUAGCCUACACAAACUCACUCAUUUGAGCUCCAGAAAAAUGAGAGAACUGUUAGCCCGGGAAGAAAAUACUCGCCACCUGUUGGGGAUAGAAGAAAUAAUAAAACAAGUGACUGAACAAUGUGACGCUUGCGCCCGCGUCAAUGUGACCAGGCUAAAGCUACCCAUGGGGACUCGAGCUCGUGGGCACCGGCCUGGGGUGCAUUGGGAAAUAGAUUUCACAGAAAUCAAACCAGGAAAAUAUGGAUACAAGUACCUCCUGGUUUUUGUUGACACCUUCUCGGGAUGGACUGAAGCCUACCCCACCAAGCACGAGACGGCGAAGGUGGUCACCAAGAAACUUCUUGAAGAAAUCUUCCCCCAUUACGGAAUGCCACAGGUAUUGGGGACAGACAACGGGCCUGCCUUUGUUUCUCAGGUAAGUCAGUCUGUGGCCACUUUGUUGGGGAUUGACUGGAAAUUACAUUGUGCUUACCGACCCCAAAGCUCAGGACAGGUAGAGCGAAUGAAUAGAACCAUUAAGGAGACUAUAACUAAAUUAUCGCUUGCAGCUGGCACUAAAGACUGGGUCCUCUUGCUCCCCCUUGCCCUCUAUUGUGCCCGGAAUACACCGGGCCCCCAUGGCCUCACCCCUUUUGAAAUUCUAUAUGGAACCACCGUUCCCUUUGUUCAGUUCUUUGACCAAGAUAUCUCUGACUAUGCCAAUUCCUCCUCUCUUCAAGCUCACCUACAGGCACUCCAGCUGGUCCAGCAGGAAGUCUGGAAGCCUCUGGCCCAAGCCUACCGAGACCAGAGGAGACAUCCUAUCGUCCCUCACUCCUACCACGUGGGAGACAGCGUUUGGGUCCGGCGCCACCAGGCUAAGAACCUUGAACCCCGCUGGAAGGGACCAUACACGGUCCUGUUGACCACCCCUACUGCUCUCAAUGUGGACGAGAUUGCUGCUUGGAUACAAGCCUCGCACGUAAAAGCUGCCCUCCCUGAGGAUCCGGACUCAGGAUGGAAAGCUCAACGCACUCAAAAUCCUUUGAAAAUA
Messenger RNA from Mesocricetus auratus (golden hamster), 5112 nucleotides. RefSeq lists its product as uncharacterized. The record is from RefSeq and is a predicted model, not a curated record. Gene Ontology annotation, biological process: proteolysis; DNA integration; virion assembly. Gene Ontology annotation, molecular function: aspartic-type endopeptidase activity; zinc ion binding; RNA-DNA hybrid ribonuclease activity. Lineage: Eukaryota; Metazoa; Chordata; Mammalia; Rodentia; Cricetidae.